UAAAAUUAUUAUUUUUUGCAUAAUUGGUGGAUAUAAAAAAGUAAUUCAAGAAAUACAGAAAAGAUCUUGAUAUUGUCAGAGCUGAUAUUAUUAACUUUCUUUCUAUCAUAGUCCAUAAGGUUGGUAUUACUUGAGCGCCUCAAUAUCGAGAAAAUUUCAAAUCCAAGUGACUAACGGAAGAACAUACUUGAUUAAAUUUGUGUAAAUUUUUUAAGAAACAGUAGUACAAUGACUGAAUUUAAGACACCGACAACGAAGAGGUAUAAAAGUAGGGUACAAAAUAAUCCAGAAUUGCAAACGCCUAUUAAAAUACCAGCUUCACCGUUUUUAGAGCAAAUAGGUUAUGGAUGCGGUGUUAACGUAUUUAGCCUGGAACGAUCUCCAAAAGUUGGUUUUAUCCGAUCUCCAUGGGCGAUAAAAAAACGUAAUUGCAAAAUUAAGGAAAAUAAAAAAUAUAAUGAACGCAUUCGAUUCGAAGCAGAAGUACUUCGUAAAUUAAAUCAUCCAAACAUUGUUGGUUUUCGAGCUUUUACGGAACUUUCAAAUGGCGAGCCAUGCUUGGCAAUGGAAAAAUUAGACGCUUCUUUAGGUGAUAAGAUAGAAGAAAGACUCGAAACUGGCGAUGAUCCAUUUCCUGCUAAAGACAUUUUAAAAAUAACAUAUGAAAUUGUAAAAGGAUUAGAAUAUUUGCAUCAUACUGCCCAUAUUUUACAUGGUGAUAUAAAAAGUUAUAAUGUGUUAGUUUCUGCAGAUUAUAAAACUGUUAAGCUAUGUGAUUUUGGCGUGUCUUUGCCACUUACAAAUAGUUUAGAAAUGUGUACUUCAAAUGAAAACUUUACAUAUGUGGGAACAGAUUGUUGGAGUGCACCUGAAAUAAUAUUUGAGGAUGGUCCUGUUACAAAUAAAGCAGAUAUUUGGGCAUGUGGUCUUGUAGUUUGGGAGAUGAUAGCCUUAUCAUCACCUCAUGUAGAAUCCUCAGAAAUGGAUGAAUCCUGCUUAGAUGACUCAAUGGUAGAAAUGCAUAUGAAUAGCAAUACAAAAACAAAUGAACAUGAUAUAGAUAUAGAUGAUGAUAAUAGUUUUCUUAAUGAAACAUGCAAUAAAAACUAUGGUACUCGUCCUGCAUUACCUGCUAUUAAUCUAGCAAAAGAAUAUGAGAGAGUACUUGAAGUAUUUUUUGCAUGCACUACUGCAGACUAUAAAGUGAGGCCUAGUGCAAAAGGUCUUGUUAAUUAUUUUAAAAAUUAUGUAUAUAAAUAAUAUAUAGGUAUAUACAUUACUGCUUUUAA
Molecule: messenger RNA, 1289 nt
Organism: Bombus impatiens (common eastern bumble bee)
Lineage: Eukaryota; Metazoa; Arthropoda; Insecta; Hymenoptera; Apidae
Product: lymphokine-activated killer T-cell-originated protein kinase
Exons: 5
Coding region: 229-1260 (343 amino acids)
Biological process (GO): protein phosphorylation
Cellular component (GO): cytoplasm
Molecular function (GO): protein serine/threonine kinase activity; ATP binding
Source: RefSeq, a predicted model, not a curated record